Messenger RNA from Meloidogyne enterolobii, 1600 nucleotides. Lineage: Eukaryota; Metazoa; Nematoda; Chromadorea; Rhabditida; Meloidogynidae. The record is from the annotation of a GenBank genome assembly.
UUCGUUAAAAAUGAGAAAAAUAAUUAAAUGGGCAGAUGAUUUGCCUGAAACUGUGGAACCUUCAAAUGAAACUGUGUUGGCUGUCCUCUCGAAGAAACUGACUCGAAAUGAUGCUGAGAGCUUGGCAAAAAUGCUAACUUAUUAUUUCCCAACUCUUUAUGUGGAUAUUCGCCAGCAGAACAAAAGACGAAGAUAUGCAUUAGCUUUUAGCCUGAAAAAUGAUAAAGGUUUAAAUGAUUCCACUGAAAGAUUAGUUAAAAUUAGAAGAUUAUUGGAACAGGCAAAGACUGAUAAAGAGGAACAAAUUCAAUUCAUUUUUGAUAACCAUCCAUUUAUUCUAAACAUUCCGACUGGCACUUUUUUAAUACCAUUCCUUCUUUCCAAAUCAACAAAAAUUAUUUAUUCUUUAAUUCCAUUGCAUCAACCUGAUCAUCUUAGCCAACUUUUCCUUAAUUGGGUAUUUUCUUCACCUUCAGAACUUUUACAUCCUCCCAUUCAACAAAUUUCUGGAUAUUUUGGGUCAGAAAUUAGUUUAUAUUUUGCUUGGUUGGCACAUUACACGAAAUGUUUGAUUGCCCCGGCACUGAUAGGAACUCUCAUUUAUCUACAAACAUCAUCAACGACAACAAAAAAUUUUGAAUUUUUCGCCUUCAUAAUAUUCGCAGUUUUUAAUUGUUUAUGGGCUAUUGGCUUCCUUUACAGUUGGAAAAUACAAAAACAGCACUUAAUUCAAAAUAAGGAGCCUCUAGACCAUCAAAAUAAUUUCAAAUUUCGACAAAAUUUACUAAAAAAUAUUUGCCGUCCUAUAGAGAUUUUUUCUUUAAUUUCCUUAUUAAUAACACUAAUAAUUUUAUUGAGACUACAAGAUUGGUCUAGAGAAAAUUUUGGAAGUUCUAAUUUGAAAAGUUUAGCUCCAGUUGUUUUACAGGCUUUAAUUUGUAUGGGUGCAGAAUAUAUUUAUAGACGUUGUGCUGAAACUGAAUGGAUUAGAGGGAAGAGGAAAAACGAUUUUUUGUUGGUCGCGAGAUUGGCUUUAUUCCAAUCUAUCAGUUCUUUUUGCCCUUUAUUCUAUAUAGCGUUUUGGCUUGGCGAUUGGAAACGAUUACAACAAAGUUUAGCUACUUUACUCGUUACACGCCAAUUUGUUCAAAAUUUUACUGAAAUUGGAAUUCCUCUAAUUUAUGGCGAAUUACGUUUAAUGCAAUAUGCCUUUAUUCGAAAUUUGGAGGCAAAGCGUAAAGUUAGUCAUUGGAGGGCACAUCAAGCAGCUAAUAAUUUUGACGAAGAAAAUCCUAGUGAAGAGGAACGUCAGGCAGCAUUAUCAGAAUAUGGACGGCCUUUGGAUGAUUAUUUGGAAAUGUUUAUUCAAUUAGGUUAUGUACUCCUUUUUUCACCCGCUUUUCCUCUCGCACCGCUCUGUGCCUUCCUCAACAAUUUAUUAGAAGCUAGAGUGGAUGCCUUCAAAUUAUGCGCACUCCAUCGGCGGCCUUGGCCAACAGAUGAUGUUGGGGGUUGGGAUGGAGUGAUAAAAAUUAUGUUAAUUGCAAGUGUUUGGGUUAACUUGGGGCUUAUUUUGUUGAGAUGUUUAACUACCGGAUGA